Baudoinia panamericana UAMH 10762 is the source of this 768-nucleotide messenger RNA. RefSeq lists its product as uncharacterized. Gene Ontology annotation, molecular function: DNA binding. Lineage: Eukaryota; Fungi; Ascomycota; Dothideomycetes; Mycosphaerellales; Teratosphaeriaceae. The record is from RefSeq and is a predicted model, not a curated record. The coding region runs from base 1 to 768 and encodes 255 amino acids. Gene Ontology annotation, biological process: DNA replication; nucleotide-excision repair; double-strand break repair via homologous recombination. Gene Ontology annotation, cellular component: nucleus; site of double-strand break; DNA replication factor A complex. The transcript has a single exon.
AUGCCUGGCUCACAAUCAAAUGACAGCCCGAAUUCAAAACGCUCGUACGGAAAGGAUACUCUGCGCCCAGUCACGAUCAAACAACUCCAGGACGCCACACAUCCGCACCCCGACGCCGAAUACUUCAUCAUCGACGGUGCCGAAGCGACCCAAGUCACGUUCGUCGGCCAAAUACGCAAUAUCAGCACACAGACGACCAACGUCACCUAUCGCAUGGACGAUGGCACAGGCACGAUGGAAGUCAAGGUCUGGAUUGAUGCCGAGGAGUUCAAUGGCGAGGAGAACCAGGCAGUAGCCAAACCGAAACCGGUGGAGCAAGGCUAUGCGCGAGUAUGGGGAAGGUUGAAAGCGUUCAACAACAAGCGGCAUGUAGGCGCGAACAUCAUCAGACCCCUACAAGACUUCAACGAGAUACAGUAUCACCUUCUCGAGGCGACAGCGGUACAUCUGUUCUUCACCCGCGGGCCGCCAGAGAGCGCGACCGCCCAGCAGAGCAAGACUGGUGGUGCGCAGGCGAACGGGAUGGCGAACGGGCAUGCAGCGGUAGGUGGUGAAGGCUUGCCGGCCGGAACGUCACAGGCGACGAAGAAGGUGUACCAAUUGAUCUCCACGCUGCCACAGGGGCAUGAGGGUGUACAUGUGCAGCAGAUUGCCAUGGCGGGCAAUAUGGAGGUGAGCGAGGUAUUGAAGGCGACGGACGAUCUCAACGGGAUGGGCAAGAUUUACUCGACGGUGAAUGAAGAGACGUUUGCGCUGUUGAGCUUCUGA